AUGUGUGCCAAAUCAGUAGCGAUUAUAGGUGGUGGUCCCAGUGGGAUAGCUGCAGCUAAGGCGCUUUCUGAAGAAAAUGCGUUUGAUAGAAUAGUUAUUUUUGAACAGCAGGAACAGCUUGGUGGAGUAUGGAACCACUCAAGUAAAAAGCCAGGUGCAGCUUUUGUGCCUUCUGACAGCCCAGCUCGUACUCGGGAAUGGAACAGGAACCAAUCUACCUAUUUUUCAGCCAUGUAUGAGAAAUUGGAAACUAAUAUUGUGAAGGAUCUGAUGCCUUAUAACAACUACCCAUUUCCUGAAGUUUCCGAUACGCUCCCCCCGAGGCAGGAUGUACUCGAGUAUCUCUUGAACUAUGCAAAAGGCUUGAACCCUUCUGUAAUUGUUCGUUUGAACACUGUCGUUACUCAUCUCGAAAAAGUUGGAACACAAUGGAGAAUUUCGUACAGGCAAUCAUCGCAGGCUGAAAGGGAAGAUACGUAUCAGUAUAUUGUCAUUGCGUCUGGUCAUUACAAUUUUCCGUAUAUUCCUACUGUGCCUGGGCUUGAAGAAUGGGUUAAGGUCGAUGCUGAUUCAAUUUCGCACUCCAUGUACUAUAUCAACAAUGAAAAGUUCAGAGGUAAGAAAGUUCUUGUGAUUGGCAAUGCAAUCAGUGGAGUGGAUAUAUCACUUCAGUUGACAGAGGUGACAUGGCCUGUCUACAGAUCAAAGAGGCAUGAGCCACUUUUGAAGCCAGUUGAGAUCGAAGACAUAAUUGAAGUAUCUGAGAUAGCUAAAUACGACGUUUCGACACGGUCUGCCACUACUAUUGAUGGCAAAAUCAUAGAUGGAAUAGAUCACAUAUUGUUUUGCACAGGCUAUCUAUAUGACUUUCCAUUCCUGAAAACAUACAUGAGCGGCGAAGAUGCAAUUAUAACCGACGGCAGAAUUACUCGACGAUUGUAUCGCCAGAUAUUUUAUAUUCCAGAUCCAACACUAUCGUUUUCUGGAGUCGUGAAGAAUGUAGUUCCCUUCCCACUAGCAGAAAGUCAAGCUGCAGUUAUUGCGAGGGUGUUUUCUGGCAGACUUUCUUUACCAAACGAAGCCGAAAUGAGAGAAAGCGAGAUAGCGGAUGUGAAGGCAAGGGGUUCUGAAUACAAAUUUCACGUCUACGAGGCGCCAGCCGACGUGGAGUACAUCAAUACUCUUCAGCAAUGGGUAAAUCAAGCGGAGCCAACGGAGCUGGGGUUUAAGGCGGAGGUUUGGACCGAAGAGAAAAAACAAAGACGCGUGGACUGCAUCAAUGUCAAGAACGCUCAUCACCUAAAAUACUACGCACAUAUCAAGAAACUUAGGGACGAAACUAGAAAAGAUUAA
Komagataella phaffii GS115 is the source of this 1353-nucleotide messenger RNA. RefSeq names its product Flavin-containing monooxygenase, localized to the cytoplasmic face of the ER membrane. NCBI's taxonomy places the organism in Eukaryota, Fungi, Ascomycota, Pichiomycetes, Pichiales, Pichiaceae. The transcript has a single exon. Gene Ontology annotation, molecular function: NADP binding; N,N-dimethylaniline monooxygenase activity; flavin adenine dinucleotide binding. The coding region runs from base 1 to 1353 and encodes 450 amino acids. The record is from RefSeq and is a predicted model, not a curated record.